UCUAUGUAUGUGUGUGUCAGAGAGAAAUGUGUGUAUCAAAACCACCGAGCAAACACUCGGACCGCUCUAACUGCCCGCAGAGUGACAGGGUCUCAUCAUGCAGCCGAGGCAGCCAAAUUGACAUAAUAGUAAACACUUAAGACACCACUUGACGGCGAGAUGAAAAAGCAAGCGCUCUGUUCGCGUUGAGUGAAAGUGUGCGUGUUUCGUGCCGUUUACCUUCCCACUGUUUCACGGGAAACGCUAGACUGUGGGACUCUUUUUGUCGUGUGGUGUUAAUGUCAUAGUGGGUGUUACAAAUUCUGAAAUAUUCAUAUAGAGGAGAUUCUGAUAUUCGUUUUGGAGGAAAUGUUUUUAAAAAACUUUGACUGUGGCAUAUUGUUUUAAUAGUGUCGUGGUGAUACGAAUUCUAGAAUAUUCAUAUACAGAAAACUGAUUCCUCUGUGAAGAAAAGUUAAAACAAACAUUUGUCAGUGACAUAUUGUUUUGAUAGGGUUGUGUGUGGUACAAAUUCUGGAAGAUUCAUAAAUUGGAUACUUUAAUUUUCUUUCUAAAGGAAGAAAUUAGAAUAUGUAACAGUUCUGGGUGAUGUGAUUAUUCAUAAAUUGGAUAUUUUAACUUUCUUUUUACAGGAAAAACUUAGAACAUUUGACAUUGUUGUGGGUGUUUAAAAUCUGGAAAAUUAAUAAAGUAACUGUUUUGGUUUUCUUUCUGAUGGAAAAAGGAGCUUUUGACAUGUUCUGGGUGAUCUAAAUUCUGGAAUAUUCAUAAACUGGAUUACGAAAACAAACAUGCGCUGAAAUGAACCUUUUUUAAAACUGAUAUAUUAAUGACAUUACGCCGUAAACCCAUAGACAUGUUUGGAACAAAAACAUAAUCAAAAUCAGAGUUCUUUUUUAUGAACUAACUGAAAUUGACAUGUACUGGAUUAAUUGUUAAUUUCACUGAAAUGUUUAUAUAAAAGACACCAAACUUGCUUCUUUCAGCUCACGGGGUAUAGCCGUGCGGCCGGAAUGGGGGAGUACCUGUGCAUCGGAGACUACAUCUGCCUGUACUGUGAGGAAACGGAAGGCUAUGCGUACAGCUACCAGUCAAGCUCGGCAAACAAUGGCCUAUUUGUGUAUUCUUCCCAAGACAGAAACCGACCAACUAACAUUCCAAAUUGUCAUGCUGUGGUGUUCCAGAUCUUCAUUCAGAACCGGUACAAGUUGAACAAGAAGUACCGGAAAUGGCUGGCACUCUCACAGUCAGACCCUCAGGAAACUGGGCUCAAGGCCAUGGUGCAGCAAGCCAAGAUUUCUGCCAAUGCCGAAAACAAAGACAACAUGGCCGAACAAAAACGCCAACAUGGAAAACGCGUUCGGUAUGGAGAAGUUGUCCAGCUAAAGCAUGUGUUCACUGGGAAAUACGACAUGAGCACAACGCACACCAGCAAGCGAGACAAAAACAACAUGAAGGUGUCACUAAUUGAAUUCAAUGCCAAAAAUGCUCAGUUUAGAAUUCUUCCCAGGUACAAAGUGAAAUCGGAAGGAGAAGUGGUACAACUAUACGACCAGAUUGUGUUUGAGAGUGUUAAAUCUCCAGGCCACUAUUUCCAUGCCAGUGAACCCCACCAGAUAGACCACUUUUCACUUGGAUCUGAGCUCAAUCUUGGGGUAGAACGUUCAAGUUUCACCCUGAUAGGAAGUUACCGUGACACUCCUGAACAAGAGUGGUUUGUCAGGGGUGGCUCUGUGAUCCGGUUAUUUCACAAGGAGUUAGAAGCCUACCUUGUAGCAGAAGGACUGUUUGAUGAUGUCAUCACAGAAGAUGUCCACUUCCGAGUUCGAGCUAUUGACCAGCAUCGUCCGAAAUCUCUGUCUCCGUCCACGUCCGGCAUCACGUACUGGCAGAUCGAGGCGGAACACAGCAUCCUCGACGGUGACGUGAUCCGUUGGGAACAGCAGAUUCGCCUCCGUCACAUGUUGACUCGUCAGUAUUUGUGUAUCGACUCCGAGUUCAAGGUGUCACUGGUUCCAGACUCAUCAGACCCCAGAACAGUCUUCCGAUUCUUCUCUGUGCUGAAGGAAAGAGAUGAAAUCCAGUUUGAAAGUUAUGCUCGAAUUGAACACAUGCUUACAGGCUGCUGGCUUCAUGCAUUGAAAGAUGAAGACUACAUUAAACGGCAAUAUUUUGAUUCAGACAGUGAGAGAUCUAUGCAGGGUCUACGCUGGGAUGGUGCUGCUGUUAGAAAGGUGGCCGCCAGCACAGAGUGGCCGCCAGCACAGAGAGAGUGUAUACCAGAUGACAAUGAGUCUUCACUAUAA
Gigantopelta aegis is the source of this 2306-nucleotide messenger RNA. Its product is annotated as inositol 1,4,5-trisphosphate receptor type 1-like. The record is from RefSeq and is a predicted model, not a curated record. Gene Ontology annotation, molecular function: inositol 1,4,5-trisphosphate-gated calcium channel activity; inositol 1,4,5 trisphosphate binding. Gene Ontology annotation, cellular component: endoplasmic reticulum. Lineage: Eukaryota; Metazoa; Mollusca; Gastropoda; Neomphalida; Peltospiridae. Gene Ontology annotation, biological process: calcium ion transport.